GCCAACCUUAGAGCCAUUAUGUCUUCUGAGAAGCAGGUGACACAGCUGAUGAGCUCCAUUGAUGAGGCCUUGGCAGAGGUGGCCAGGGUGGAGGAGACCUUGCAGAUCUAUGAUGAGUUACUGGGAAGUGUGAAGCAGCAGAUGGACCACAUCCACCGGGAAAACUCCUUGCUACAUCUCAUCGUUUCCAACAAGACGAGGCUGAUGGAUGAGAUCCUCUUCCUCACGACCCACCUCAACCUCAGCAGGGAACACUGCGAUGCUCUGAGCCAGGCAGAUCUUUCCAGCCCCAGCAGAGUGAAAGCCUGCAUUGCUGCAGCAGAGGCUUUAUCUGGCUGCAUGAACAUCCAGAUACAGCCCGGUUACCGGAAGCUGCAGUCUGUGGCUGAGCAGCUGAUCAUGUUCGAAACACUCAAGCAGAACUUUGAAAACGCUUUUAUCAGUCACAUUACGAGGAUCUUCGAGCUGCAGGGUAAUGCUCAGGUCCCUGCUUUUGGGCAGCCCAUUGACAAGCUAUCUGCACCAAGCCAUGGACUCCACCACGAGGAACUGGUGCCCUACACCCCGCUCAUGACCUGGCUGAGGAACGUCAACCCAGUUCUGUUCUGUGAUCUCCCCAAGGUCUAUGCUCAGAACCUCAGCAGACUCUAUGACCGGGAAAUCAAAGCCUUUUUUGAACAAGCCAAAACCUUCUUGUUAGGAAGGAGAAAAGGAAGUCUUCAGGAAAGCUUAGAGAAGCCAACGGCGAUGGGGAGCAGGCAGCAGUCUCGGUGGAGUCUCCCUGGAAGCAGAGAAGGCCAGGAGGAUGCACCGGACAAAGGCAACAGCAUCAAGCAGAUGUUGGAGCAGGUGCUGGGAGAGCUGCAACCCCUUUGCACCGCGGAGCAGCAGUUCAUUGAGAAAUUCUUCCAGCUAAGCUGCCACGCCGCAGACCUGGAGGCAUCCGCCACUAAGGGAGGAGAAAGCAUGGCAUCUCCAGAGGACCCUCCUUGCCCCAAGCCUCGAAGCCAGCUAGAAGAACCUACAACCCGGCUGCUGAGCGAGAUCUUCAGUUGCCUGGAACCAGAGCUGAGAGGAUUUCUAGAUGUCUGCAAUAAGGUCCACCCAUUUGGCUGCUUGCGGGUCCUGGUGACUUUGAAUGACUCCAUCUUUGAGAUGUGGGGCUCUUCCUCAUCUUCCCCCUCGUCCUUCCUCAACACUGUCCUGGGAAACAUGCUGCUCCUGGCCAAGAGCAGCUUCAACAGAUGCAUUGGGACCUUGUGCAAAGAGAUCGAGGAGGCCAAGAUGCCCAGCAAGAUGAAAGGCGGGAUCCUGCCCUCCGUGAGCCGCUUUGAGGAGUUCGUGAACUUCUCAGAGGAGGUGUUCAGGACAGCUCGGCGGAGAGGGGAGCUGGACAAAGCACACCUCAGGCUGGCCGGCAGCAUCUUCAGCAGCAUCAACAGUCUGUCCUCAGCAAACCUGAAGGUGAACACAGAUAUGGUCAUGAUGGAAAAUUUCCACCACAUUCACUGCUUCCUGUGCCAAAAGAAGAUCCACUGCCUGGAGGGCAAGAAGAGAGAAGCCAAGCAAAAGUAUAGCGAGCACAUGGAGAAAUAUGUCAUCAAGUACCUGGGCCAGCCCCUGGAGAAGCUCAAUCACUUCUUCGAAGGGGUGAAAGCCCGUGUGGCUCAAGGGGUGAAAGAAGAGGAGGUCAGCUUUCAGCUGGCCUACAGCAAGCAAGAGCUGAGGAAGGUCAUUGAGAAAUACCCUGGCAAAGAAGUAAAAAGAGCCCUUGAGACCCUCUACAGGAAAAUCCACAAGUAUCUCUCCCCAGAGGAAAAUCUUUUGCCGGUGGUGUGGCACGCCAUGGAGCAGGAGUUCAUACGUCAGUACCGAGAGUUUGAGCAUCUGAUCCAACGCUGUUAUGCGGGAUCAGGGAUUGCCAUGGACUUCACCAUGGAGGACUUGCUGAGCUACUUCAACUCCAUCACUCUGUCCAACACGUAG
This is a messenger RNA of Leptosomus discolor (cuckoo roller), 1986 nucleotides long. NCBI's taxonomy places the organism in Eukaryota, Metazoa, Chordata, Aves, Leptosomiformes, Leptosomidae. The record is from RefSeq and is a predicted model, not a curated record.